CGUGAAAGAAAGCGACAUGCGAGAAAGUGAAUAACGCAACGAGUGGUCGCAGCCCGUUUGUUUACAUUUGUGAAACUGCUGAUGAUGGUGCAAGAAUAAUUUAAGGAAUUUCAUAUAUCUUCGCACAUAGACUAAUGGCCAACUCAUUACCGGUGAAUUUGAUCGUUUGGUUACAAGUAUUAACAGUAUUAUUAAGUUUAACUUCGAUAGUAAUCUCGAAGACUGUUCCAAAAGAAGAUGGCCAGUGUGUUAUGUAUGGUCAUUGCGAAGGACAAUUUGGAGAUGCACCAUGUGUUUAUGAUGGACCUCCAAAAGCUGUGGGAAACGUAACAAUUGAAGAUUAUGAUAUCACAUCAUUGGAGCUUCUACAAAACCUUUGUCCUGAAUUUAUUUAUGAUGAUGAUCCACAUGUUUGUUGCAGUAUAUCUCAGCUUGUAGCAUUUCAGCAGCAAAUGGAUUUAGUAGAAGGUUUAGGAUUUUCUAGAUGCCCAUCAUGUUUGUAUAAUUUCCGUCGCAUCAUUUGCUAUUUAUCAUGCACGCCUUGGCAAAGUAGAUUUCUCAAUGUUACUAAAAGCUCUAAAGUAGAUGAUGGGACAGAAGUUGUGGAAGAAAUUGAUUAUUAUGUCUCAAAGCAGUAUGUGUAUAGACUUUUUGAUUCAUGUAAAGAUUUACAAGGUAUCUUCCCUGGUUCUUUGAUUAUGGAUUACGGUGUUUGUGGCUCCUGGGGGAGUGCUCAGUGCAGCCCUGAGCGAUGGACCGAGUUUAUGGGUUCUACUCCAAGUGAAGGUGCUUAUUCUCCUUUCAAGACCAACUACAAAUUAAAAAUUGAAAGCUCAGUGGAUAUUGAUGGAAGAACUUACUAUCCCAUGAAAGCUCCAUCCACCAGGUGCUCAGAACCUCCAGAAGAAGGGCUGGAUUCUUGUAGUUGCAAUGACUGUAAAGAAGCUUGUUCAAGAGAAUUACUUGAAGCUCCAGUUCUUUCUCUUGUUUCAGAACCUUUCACCCUUUUCAACUAUGAUGGUUCCAUUGCCAUUUGUGUUAUUGUAUUCCUUUCAUCUUUUCUUUUAAUCACCUUCAUCUUUUGUUGUUAUAGAAAUUCCAAUCCAUCAGUUGCUGAAGUGUAUAUUAGCCCUAGAAAUAGUACUAUGUUAAAUUCAGGUAUAGAUCUUGGUUCUCUGGAAGAAAUUAAGCCACUGCGAUCAAGACUAAACCCAGUCGUUCUUUCGGAAAGAAGCAGAAGAGCCUUAGCGAAGAAAGAGCCAAGUAAACCAACAAAGUUUCAACUUGCUGGCUUAUGGCUUGAAAAAUGCUUUGAAUCUGGCUUUGCUGAUUGGAGUAGAAUAGUUUCUAAAAGACCGAUCACAGUCAUGCUUGCAUCUCUUGCUAUUUGUUUUGUAUUGUCUUCUGGCUUGAUUUUUAACCUUGAUAUUACCACUAAUCCGGUUGAUCUUUGGGUGUCUGCCAAAAGUCAAGCUCGUCAAGAUAUGGAAUAUUUUAACUUACACUUUGGGCCAUUUUAUCGAAUUGAACAAGUUAUUAUUACACCUGCUAAACAGGAGAGCUUCUUUCAUCCUGCAGUAAUAAAUCAUGAAUUAGUUAAUGUUUCAUGGGGCCCAAUAUUCGAAAAAGAAUUUCUUUUAGCAGCCCUUGAACUUCAGAUGAAAAUUGAAAAUAUUACUGGAUCAGAUGGUAAAGUAAAGAUUCACUUAAAAGACAUCUGCCUAUCACCUUUGAAACCUAUUAACUCAGAAUGCAUUAUCCAAAGUUUAUUUGCCUUUUAUCAAAAUAAUGCUACUCUCUUGCAAGAUGAAACUACUUACCUUUCUCAUUUUAAAAUAUGUUCUGUAUCUCCACAAGAUCCUAAAUGCUUUGCACUUUAUGGUGGACCUCUUGAUUCUACAGAAGUAGUGAUAGGAGGAUUUAAAAACAACUCCUAUGAAACAGCAGAAGCCCUUGUUAUCACAAUUCCUCUUCCAAACUAUUACAACUCUGAAGAAAACUUGCCAUCUAAACUUUGGGAAACAGAGUUUAUAAACUUUCUGGAAAACUAUUCACACCCCUUAUUGGAAGUGGCUUUUAAAGCUGAGAGAUCAAUAGAAGAUGAAAUAGAACGGGGAAGUAAUUCCGAUAUUUUGACUGUAGCGAUUAGUUACUUACUUAUGUUUCUCUACAUCACAGUAUCUCUUGGAGAAUUUCAUGGAUGCAAAACAUUAUUGGUUGAAUCAAAAUUUACUUUAGGAUUUUUUGGUGUUCUUAUUGUACUCAUUUCUGUUGUAUCAUCAUUGGGAUUAUUUUCGUUCAUUGGUGUUCCAGCAACUUUGAUCAUUAUUGAAGUGAUACCUUUCCUUGUUCUGGCUGUUGGGGUUGAUAAUAUUUUCAUUCUUGUCCAAGCAUACCAAAGGGAAGAUUGGAAGGCAGGUCAAACCUUAGAGGAUAAAAUUAGUUAUACUGUUGGAAAAGUAGCUCCUAGCAUGCUGUUAUCUAGUAUUUCAAUGUCUAGCUGUUUUUUUAUAGGUGCUUUAACAGAGAUGCCUGCUGUACGUUUGUUUGCUUUGUAUGCUGGAGUUGCUUUGCUAGUCAAUUUCUUUCUACAAAUGACAUGCUUCCUAGGGCUAUUUAUCAUAGAUUCCCGCCGACAAGAGAAUAAUAGACUGGAUGCAUGUUGCUGUUUUACUGCAUCAAAAAAAUUCAGCACAUCUUUUAAGGAAGGUCUAAUGUUCAAAACAAUCAAGAACCUAUAUGCGCCAUUCCUCAUGCAAAAUUUUGUGAGAUAUCUUGUGAUAGUAGCGUUCCUCUUCUGGCUUUGUUUAUCUGCAGCUGUUUUACCAAAAAUUGAUGUUGGAUUUGAUCAAAAGCUUUCAGUGCCAGAAGAUUCUUAUAUGCUAAAAUACUUUGAUUACUUGGAAAAGUAUUUAUCUGUUGGGCCACCUGUAUAUUUUGUGAUAAAAGAUGGUUAUAAUUAUUCGGAUUUAAAUGCUCAAAAUCUAAUUUGCUCUUCUCGGAAGUCCUGCAAACCUGAUUCUUUGACAAUGCAGCUUGGUCGAAUGGCCAUGGUAAAAAAUAGAACUUACAUUGCUUUGCAACCGAUGUCAUGGCUUGAUAAUUAUUUUGAGUAUCUUCAGUCAGAUUCUUGUUGUUAUGUUUUCAAAAGUAACCGCACUCAUUGCCCUUCCUAUAUUGCUCAUGAGCACAAAGGUUUAUGUAAAUCAUGCCAAGCUAAAGAUCCAUCAUCUUUAAAAGAACAAGACUUCAUUCAAAGAUUACAUUAUUUCCUCGCUGACUCACCAUGGGAACGUUGUCCAAAAGCGGGGAAAGCCAUGUUUGGUUCUGCUGUUGAACUGUUAUCUAAUGGAAGUGACAACAGCAUUGGAGCUACAAAUUUCAUGACAUACCAUUCAGUUUUAAAAUCAUCAAGGGAUUUUUAUGAAGCUUUGGAUUGGUCACGAAAAAUUUCAGAAAAUCUAACUACUUCCAUUGCAUCUCAAGAUCCCAAUGCUCAAGUGUUUCCUUAUAGUUUGGUCCAUGUUUAUUAUGAGCAGUAUCUCACAAUGUGGCCGGAUACAUUGAAAAGUAUUGGAUUAUCAACUGCUGCUAUAUUUGCUGCUACCUUCCUUUUGUUAGGACUUGACAUACAUUCUUCAGUCAUUGUGACAUUUACGGUCAUUAUGAUUGUUUUCAAUCUCAUGGGCCUGAUGUACUGGUGGAAUAUUUCUCUAAACGCUGUUUCUCUUGUAAAUUUGGUUGUGGGUGUUGGAAUUUCAGUGGAAUUUUGUUCCCAUUUGACAAGAAGUUUUGCUCUAAGUGAGAAGAAAACUAAAGUUCUCCGUGCUCAAGAUGCUUUAUCGCAAAUGGGAACAUCAGUUUUAUCUGGUAUUACUUUAACAGAUUGUGGCAUUCUUGUUUUAGCUUUUGCUAAAUCACAAAUUUUCCAAGUAUUCUAUUUUAGAAUGUACUUUGGAAUAAUAGCUUUUGGAACUCUUCAUGGUUUAAUAUUCCUGCCUGUACUUUUGAGUAUUUUCGGGCCUCCUCCAAGGUGGAAGAAACCUCAACCUAAAUCAAUUGAAUACAAAUCCGAUUCAACAAGUAUCUAAAAGAUAGUUCCGAUAUUUCUCAGUGACCAAUAUGAAAGAAGUGGAAGAUUUUAUCCCUUUUUUAUCCUGCAUUUGUGUACAUAGCAUUUUUCUAUGUUUCUGUAAUUUUUAAACAUUAUUUUCUACCUUUAUUUACUACAAUUUUAUCAUAUAAAAUGCAAACAUAUAGAAGCUAAUAGCUUUUAAUAUGAAGUUGGAUGAACUAAAUAUGCUAGUCUUUAUUUGUACGUAGUGUGCCAAAGAAUGAAAUUGAAAUAAGAACUGCUGCCGUCCAUAUAUUUGUUAAACAACUGUUUCAGAACUUAAUUUUCGAUUUACUUUUUAUACAAUCAAAUUAUUGUAGCAUGAUUUUAAAGGCUACAGUACAACUGAAAAAUUGAAACAAUUUUAUGUAUCAAGUAACAAACAUAUAUGACGUAUGGCACUUUGGGACAAUAACAAAACUUCUUUUGAUUAUUUUAAUUAAAAAAAAAAAGAAAGCACCAGAAGUUUGACUAUAGUUGAUUGAUCUUUUAAACAGAUAAAAACUAAAGCAUUGAAUAUGUUAGCUAAAGUCUUGAAAUUUAAGUGGAUAAACUAGGAAGCAUCCCCCUCCUCUUAAAAUGGUUGAAACAUUUUCAAUUAGUUUGAAAAAAAAAGUCCCCAUGUAAUAUGGUUUUUUAAGACAUAGGUUAGAGAAAAUAAAAUUAAUUUCAACGACUGUGCAAAGUUAAUGUACAUUUAUCCAGUUCUAUAUACUCAUACUUUUUACAACAAUGUUUUAUCGAACAUAAACAUAAAAGAAAUAUGUCACUAAACCUUUGUCUUUUUGCCAAGAAAUUUUAUCCAUCUAUGCUGAGGCAUAAAAAUUUAAGAUUAUGAAAAAAAAAAAAAAUAUGUAGCAAUCCCA
Molecule: messenger RNA, 4980 nt
Organism: Uloborus diversus
Lineage: Eukaryota; Metazoa; Arthropoda; Arachnida; Araneae; Uloboridae
Product: NPC intracellular cholesterol transporter 1-like
Exons: 27
Coding region: 135-4091 (1318 amino acids)
Cellular component (GO): membrane
Molecular function (GO): lipid carrier activity
Source: RefSeq, a predicted model, not a curated record